Messenger RNA from Amborella trichopoda, 2202 nucleotides. Its product is annotated as plant UBX domain-containing protein 8. NCBI's taxonomy places the organism in Eukaryota, Viridiplantae, Streptophyta, Magnoliopsida, Amborellales, Amborellaceae. The record is from RefSeq and is a predicted model, not a curated record. Gene Ontology annotation, molecular function: ubiquitin binding.
UAUAAAUACUCGUAUCUCACUUAGCUUCCUUGCACUUAUAGUAGUGAAUCAAAAGGCCAAUUGAUCUCAAACUUUUCUAUAGGGCAACCCAAACGGCGUUUAAGUAUCUCUUUUUCUCCUCUUUUUACAGCGAUUUUCCUCUUUUUUCCAUUUGAUUUGUCCUGAAAGUGUGAUCCUAAACCCUAAUUUCAAUGGCGAGGCCUUCGCGUGAUGCAAUUGAGACAUUCAUGAGCAUCACUGGCGCGUGUGAAGCUGUUGCAGUUCAGAAGCUUGAGGCCCAUGGGGGUGAUCUCAACGGGGCUGUGAAUGCAUACUUCAAUGAAGGAGAACAAAGACCUAGCACGCGGCCAACAAGCGCUGCUGCCGAUGAAAAUGAUUUCAUGGAUACAGAUGAUCCAAUCCAAAUUUUUGAGCCUCAGCGACUUCCUGGACCAUUUCCUGCAACAAGUUUAAACCCACUUUCACUUCUUGACCGAGAAUUCCCGAGAAAUAUAUAUGAUAGCAUAUUUGAUGGGAGAGGUCCAAUGGGUGGUAUGCCACGUGUUUCCCAUCCUAGGGAGGUGAGAGAGAUCCAAAUAGAUUUUAAGGAUGGAGAUAACCAAUCUGGACCUUCUGGGGCUACACCCGCUGUUGAGGAUGUUACUGGAAGUGUGGAUUUACCUGGCCCAGAGAUUCGUGGCAGAGUUACAAUUGAUGAUGAUGAAGAAGAUGUGGAUCCCCCAACUACUGGUUCAACUUUACACACUUCUGGUCAUAAUGGAAGAAAUGCAGAUGGUUCUGAUGUUGAGAUUUAUGAGCGUCAGCCAGGACUGAAUGCACCACAAGAUGAUGUGAGAGAUGAUGGUCUUGAUAUAGAAGAAGAAAUGUUGCAAGCUGCAAUUGAGGCUUCAAAACGUGAAGCCACAGAAUCAUAUAAGAAGCAACAGACCGCAGAACAAGAGAAGACUUUGCGUGAACAUGGUGCGUUUAAUGGAAUUCUAGAUCUUGAGAAAAAUUUAGAUGGGUUUCAUCAUGACGUAGUGGAAAGAUUCUCAUCAAAUGGAAGCCAAGGGUAUGGUUCAUCAUCUAAAGAGGAAUCAUCGGAUCGAGCUAAGAUGGAAGCAGGCAAUCCAUUGGUCCAAGAUGAAGCUGAUGAUGUAGAGGAAGUACCACUUGUAAGGCACAGGCCAAGGCAUUCAACUCAUACAACUACAGAAACUGCCACUGAUGUUGGUCACGUGUCCAAUAGUCCACCUUCAAGUCCUGGGCCACAAAGCAUCUCUAGUCAUCCCCAGCAUGAUUUCCAAAAUGAUGAGUGGGGUGGCAUAUCUUCUGAGGAGCAUGACGAAGCUGUGAUGCUCGAGGCUGCAAUGUUUGGUGUCCCUGAAGAUGCUGGGUAUCGAUUUUCCUAUCCCAGACGGAUAGUUCGACCACCUUCACCUACUUUAGCAGCACAACGUUUACUAAGGGAGCAACAAGACGAUGAGUAUCUUGCAUCACUCCAAGCCGACCAAGAGAAAGAACUAAAGGCAAAGCAAGAAGCUGAGCUCCGUUGUCAGGAAGAGGCAGCUGCUCGAGAAGCUGCUCUUGAAAGACAAAGACAGGAGCUAGAGGAUGCUCAUAGGAAAUUACUUGAGGAAGAGGAGCUUGAGAGACAACUUGCGGCAAAAGAAGCCUCCCUACCCCAGGAACCGCCAGCUGACAAUGAGAAUGCCAUUACACUCCUUGUGAGGAUGCCUGAUGGCAGUCGCCGUGGUCGUCGUUUUCUGAUGGCCGACAAGCUUCAGUCCCUUUUUGACUUCAUCGAUGUUGGCAGAGGGGUAAAGCCCAACACUUACAGACUGGUGAGGCCAUACCCUCGACGGGCAUUCAGCGAUGGGGAGAAAGGCCUAUCCUUGAGUGAGGUUGGGCUCAGCAGUAAGCUGGAGGCACUGUUUUUGGAGUUGAUUUAGCCACAUUAGCUCAUUCUAUCAUAUAAAACAAAAGAGAAAAAGAAUUAAAGACAACAGAAAACAAAGCAAAACAAAAGAGGUAUUGUGUUAGGGACAUUUCUUGUGGCUUGCUAUUAUAUGGUGAGUGUUUGCAGUGCUGAGAAUCCAAAACCCAUUAAUCAGAAGAAGUUUCCUCUUAUGAGGCUGAAGUUUAGGGUAAUGGUUUCUGCUCAAUUCUAUUGAUUAAUAUAAAUUCUACUGCCUUUGCCUAAAGAAUGACCCUUUUCUGCAA